UUAAAACGUGUGUUAAAAACAUUGUUUAAAAAAAAGCACUGAGUGGAAUUUUACUACUGAAUUCCAGAUAACUGUCACUAUAUACUACAGUAAACUCUAGAUAAGUAGGUAAAGAAGAGAAACAGCAGAUAUCUCAGUGUAACAUCACAAACUACGCCUAUACAAUCCAUACAGCAAAGUUUUGCUAAGCCAUGGAUUACCUGAGUUUUGUGUUGUGUCUUCUACUAGCAUGGAUUGUAAUCCAUCUCUUCCUUUCAAAUGUAAGGAGGAAAGAUGAUGAAUCAAACCCAAGGAGACUACCACCAGGUCCACCCACUAUACCCAUCUUUGGGAACCUCUUUAGCCUCGGCAAAAACCCACACAUCUCUUUGACUGAACUUGCCAAGACUUAUGGCCCACUCAUGACUCUGCAGCUCGGCCAAGUGCCAGCAGUGAUCAUUUCCUCAUCUGUCAUGGCCAGAGAAGCCCUUCAAAAACAAGAUCUUUAUUUGUCUAACAGGUUGGUCAUUGAUGCUGUUCGUGCACUUGAUCACCACAAAAGUUCACUGUCCUUUUUGCCAGUUUCCCCAGAAUGGCGAAAGCUUCGAAAAAUCUGCAAUUUAAGAGUAUUUUCAGCCAGUAAGCUUGAGAUGAGCCAAAAUCAGCGAAAAGAAAAAAUGAGGGAUCUCCUUGCCUACAUCCAAAAACGAAGCGAAGAUGGUUUAUCGGUGGACAUUGGUCAAGUAGCAUUCACUACAACGCUGAAUAUGUUAUCAAGCACUUUCUUUUCACUGGAUUUGGGUGACCCCUGUACCAAAUAUGCUUCUGAAUUUAGAAAGACUGUGCGAGGUGCACUGGGAGAAUUGGGAAAACCCAACUUUGCUGAUUAUUUCCCUCUAUUGAAGAAGAUAGACCCACAAGGCAUCAGACGGCGUACAAGUAUACACUUUGGUAAGAUGAUUGAUCUAUUCAACACCAUAAUUGAACCACGGUUGCAGGGCAAGAGACCAUUAGAAUCAUUACCAGGGGAUGAUUUUUUGGAUGGCUUACUAGGCAUCAAUCAAACAGAUUCUGAAGAAAUAGAAGUAUCAAAAAUACCUCAUCUGUUACUGGACCUAUUUGGUGCAGGAACUGACACAACAUCGAGCACUUUAGAAUGGGCAAUGGCAGAAUUACUCCACAACCCAGAAAAGCUGAAAAAAUCACAAGCAGAGCUCCACGAAAUCAUAGGGAAAGGAAAAACAAUUGAAGAGACUGACAUUCCACAGCUCCCAUAUUUGCAGGCUAUUGUCAAGGAAACCUUAAGGCUAUACCCAGCAGUACCACUUCUCCUGCCACGACAACCUGAUUCAGAUGUGAAGCUAAUGGGUUUUACAGUGCCAAAAAAUGCACAAGUAAUGGUCAAUGUAUGGGCAAUUGGGAGAGAUCCGGACCUGUGGGAGAACCCAAACUUAUUUGAGCCAGAAAGAUUUUUAGGAUUGGAAAUUGACGUAAAAGGUCAUGAUUUUGAGCUGAUUCCAUUCGGUGCUGGCCGGAGAAUUUGUCCUGGGUUGCCAUUGGCGAUUCGAAUGAUCCAUUUAAUGUUGGGAUCACUGAUUCACGGGUUUGAUUGGAAGCUGGCAGGAGAUAUUCCACCAGAGAAGAUGGAUAUGGAAUCGAAGUUUGGGCUCACGUUGGACAAAGCUCAGCCACUCCAUGCUAUUCCACUUCUUCAUGUCUGAGUUUCACAGACAAGAUUUCAAGAGUCAGAAUUGAAGGAAAGUUCAGUGGUUAGCAUUGGACCAUUUAUAUAAUAAAUGAGUGCUCAUAUGUAAUAUGUGUAUCGUUGCACACAUGUCACUUGAAGUUGUGUGUUAUAAGUAGAUAAGAGGAUUACAAUCCUACAGGUUAAUAAUAAAGCAUAGAAGUAUGCUAGAUGUUAAAGAUUGCAAAGCCACGAAGUGUAGAGCUGAUCUAGCAUCUGCUCAUCCAUGUGAAUAUUCCCUUGGCCAAGCUAGGGAUAUCAGGAACUUUUCGAAAGUUUCAGAUGUUCUACACCAGGCAGUGCAUGUUCAAUUGCCCAAGAGCUGUUGUAACCGACACAUUGCUA
Messenger RNA from Beta vulgaris subsp. vulgaris (sugar beet), 2068 nucleotides. Its product is annotated as geraniol 8-hydroxylase. The transcript has 2 exons. Gene Ontology annotation, molecular function: heme binding; oxidoreductase activity, acting on paired donors, with incorporation or reduction of molecular oxygen; iron ion binding. Lineage: Eukaryota; Viridiplantae; Streptophyta; Magnoliopsida; Caryophyllales; Amaranthaceae. The coding region runs from base 192 to 1700 and encodes 502 amino acids. The record is from RefSeq and is a predicted model, not a curated record.